AUGGCUCAAGAUCACGAUCAAAUCCCCCUCAAAAACACCAAUCUCACCACCAAUUCCCGGUGGCCGCUUCGGCGGACGAGACAUUCCCUACGUAGGCGCAAACUGCCCACAGUACGUCUUGGAGGAGAAAAGCCUCGACGAGGAAUGUUUUUAGUGAGGAUGUUAAGAAGGAUGCGGUUGAGGUGGCUAAAAUUGCAAUACCUGUGCAUGUUAAAGAAGAUAAAGGAAAAUUAUCUUACUUUUAUGAAGGAUAUUAAGGUAUCUGGAGCAAGCAUAGAUGUUUAUCAACAAAGGCUUUUAAUGGAGACCUCUUUUGCUGUUCCUGGCUUGGGUAUUACUUUCUCCAACUUUCUCUCCCUGCAGCCUGGAUCCAAUCCCUCUCGAUCCUUCAUCAUCAUCACUACAAUGAUAAAGAAAUUAGUAACAUUAAAUCGUAGCAUCCAUGAUCAGAUUGAUAAGCCUCAAGGCUUCGUUCCAACG
Molecule: messenger RNA, 480 nt
Organism: Dovyalis caffra
Lineage: Eukaryota; Viridiplantae; Streptophyta; Magnoliopsida; Malpighiales; Salicaceae
Source: the annotation of a GenBank genome assembly